AUGACCAUCGGCCGUUUUAAUAUCGAAUUGCUGGAAGCCUUCGUUGCUGUAGCGGAAGCCGGCAACGUGACCCAUGCCGGCAGCAAGCUGAACCGCACCCAGCCUUGCGUAAGCACCCAACUCCGACGUCUGGAAGAGCGGGUCGGCAAACCAUUGAUCGAGCGGACCGCGCGCACGAUGAACCUGACGCCGGCGGGUCGAAUUCUUUUUCAGCACGCGACGGAAAUACUGAAGUCGCACGAAGAAGCCCGGUUGAGGCUGUCAGCUCCCGAACUCACAGGAACCGUUCAUGUCGGCUUGCCGGAAUGGUUCGCAACCGGGCAGCUUCAGUCGAUCUUCUGCAAUUUUGUCCGCAUUCAUCCCAACGUCAAACUUGAGAUGACGGUCGCCGACAGUGCCACAUUGCACGACAUGCUCUCCAACAACGAGAUCAACCUUGCCAUCGCGCUGGUCACACCGGCAAAACCGGAACCCGCGGGCGUUGUCGAGGAGCAGCUUCACUGGGCCGUCAGCGAAGACUGCUCCCUGAGCGAUCCGCUGCCGCUGAUCCUCUUUCCGGAACCCUGUCCGUUCCGUGAACUCACUUUUCGCGCACUCGCCAGUGCCGGACGCCAAUGGUACGAACGGAUCACGACGACAAGUGUCGCCGCCGCCCAGGUGGCCGUGACUUCCGGUGCCGGUAUCUGCUGUCUGCCGUCCGGAGCAAUUCAGGAAGGCUUCACGCUGCUCAAGGAACAGGACGGUUUUCCUGCGCUUCCCGCCACGCAACUGGCGAUUUAUACGCCGUCCAAGGCACAGUCGCCGAUCGUCGAUUAUCUGGAAGAACACCUCAGCGAACUGCUCAAGAACGCCAUUGCGCCCCGCUCCGCGCUCGCCGGCAAGAACCAGCCUGAUUUGCGGGUCGUGUGA
This is a messenger RNA of Effrenium voratum, 909 nucleotides long. NCBI's taxonomy places the organism in Eukaryota, Dinophyceae, Suessiales, Symbiodiniaceae. The record is from the annotation of a GenBank genome assembly.